Schistosoma curassoni is the source of this 6028-nucleotide messenger RNA. The record is from the annotation of a GenBank genome assembly. Lineage: Eukaryota; Metazoa; Platyhelminthes; Trematoda; Strigeidida; Schistosomatidae.
GGACAUUGGAAGGAUUCUCGGGCUAGCUGUUGGUGCGCUUCUCUUGAUAUUAGUGUUACUACUGUGUUCCUAAAGUUCCUUUGUCUUUACUUGGACAUGCCCAUCCACAGACAUAUAAAAAAUGUCGUUCACAAUUAUACAGAUGCUGAAAGAAAGGUUCGGGAAGCUACAUCGAACGAUCCAUGGGGUCCUAGCAGCACUUUAAUGGCCGAAAUAGCUGACAAGACUCAUAAUGUUAUGGCAUUCACGGAAAUAAUGCAAAUGAUUUGGAGAAGACUCAAUGAUAAGAGUAAAAACUGGCGACAUGUUUACAAGGCUCUUGUUCUUUUGGAAUACUUGUCAAAGACUGGUAGUGAUAAGGUCGCUACUCAGUGCCGAGAAAAUAUCCACUCAAUAGAAACGUUGCGAGACUUUGAGUGUGUUGAAGAUGGGAAAGAUCGUGGUAAGAAUGUCCGUGAGAAAGCUCGUCAUUUGAGUACGCUUCUUAGAGAUGAGGAACGUUUGCACGAAGAACGUACAAAGGCUCUACUAGCACGUGACCGUUUGAUGCAUGGGGGUUUGGGAACUACGGCUUCUGCUGGAGAUUCACCGGUUAAAUAUGGUGUCCCACCAUCUGGUCGUAGUAGCUAUCCUAUUGGAUAUUCUGGCUCCAACUAUUUUGAAAAAGGAACCUUGCCUUCAAAAUCUGUUUCUCAUGCCGCAACUGAAUUAGAUUCCGUUAGACCUCAAUCUGCCGGAGAAGAACAAUUACAUCUUCAACUUGCUCUGGCUAUCAGUAAAGAGGAACAUGAUCGAGAAGAACGGCGGAGACGAGCUGAAGAAGCUAAAGAAGAAGCCAAAGUACAAAUGGUAAUAGAGCAGAGUCGUCGAGAAGAACAGAAGGAUAAGUCAGGUAAACAUUCAGUUUCCAAUAUUCCUUCUGGAUCUAGUAGUGCCUUUGAGCCACCAAGUUGUGCUUAUAGUGGUGGAUUAUUCAAUUUAGUUGAUACUUCCUUAUCAGUUGCACCAGCUCAUUUACCGGAUCCAUGGUCUGCUCCUUUAGCAGUUCCGAGCAGUUCGUUAAAUAAUAAUACAUCAUCACCUUCUCCAUCCACAUCAUUUAAUAAUACCAAUAUACCACAGUCAACUUUUCCACUUAUCCCUAUUGAUGAUCCUUGGAGUCCGAAAAAUCAACCAAAUAUUCCAACACAUUCUACAACAAGUAAUUCCGAUGAAAUGUGGAAUUUGGAAUCAACCUUAGGUGCUACAUUACCGUCCACUUCUAAUACAAACACCGAGUCAGUUAUUUCUAACCAUCAUCAUCAUACCAACAGUGGUAGCAAUCUCAAUAAUAACAAUGGGCAUUUUGAUUUUGAUUUGAAUGGAACUUCAAAUAAUAUGAAUGAUCAAUUUCCGCAGCAGUCCACUUUUCAAAAUGCACAAACAUCUUUAACUAUAGAACAACAACAACAUCAAGAACAACAGACUGUACGUAAACGAACUCCUGCUGACUUUUUAGGUGAACAUCAGAAAUUAGUUGACUUGGAAAAGCUGAUUGAAAAAAAUCCAGGAAUCCAUGUUAGCGCUUGCCUUGUGAUGCAGUUUUAUGGUUUUCUCAACGUGUGUCCUAUCCAAGACAUGGACGUCCCAUGAUGUCUCCAUAUCCAAUGUUGUCCAUUACAACUUCAGUGUUUAGGUCUCCUAACAGGAUGGUGAGAUCCUUUCUUGGGCAUUCCACUAUGAUCGAUUGCAGCCUCGAGUAGAACUGAUCUUCAUCGUCGCCGUUGCUAUCAUUGGUGGGUGCGUAACAUUGGAUAACAUUCAUUGUGAUUCCCUCCUUUGUUUUGAAGGAUGCUUUGAUGAUCCUGGAUCCGUGAGAUUCCCAUCCUAUAAGUGCAUUUCGUGCUUCUUUGAACAGCGUCAGGGCAACUCCCUGAGUGUGCAAAGCAUUCUCCUCUUUGUGACCGAAGUACAGCAGCAUUUCUCCCGUAUCUAGCCUUUUCUGUUGAGCUUGGGUCCAAUGGGUUUCGCUGACUCCGAGCACCAUCAAGUCGUAUCUCCUCAUUUCCGUUGCUGUUUGACUAGUUCUCCCAGUCUCCCACGUUGUCUGGACAUCCCAUGUACCUAUAAAAAUUGUUGCUCUGGUUGUUAGAAGGGGCAUCGGCCUCGUGGCUUCUGAAGAAUCUCAGCUUGCACCAUGAGGCGUCAUAAUUCUUCCUUCAACUCCCAGGGUAGAGUUUAAAUUAUUUAUUCUGCUUAGAGUUUUUUAACAAGGCUUUUUUCUACGGGACGGGGUUGCCAACCCCCUCCUUUUCCCGGACUUGGGACCGGCAGUAGCGCUAGGAGAGCUACGGGCGGAGUUCGUGGCGUGCAAUUGAUUAAUACACGCUGGAUAUCUUUGACCUUGAUGUGGAUCGAUAAACUGGUAGAUAUUCAGUGAUCUGACAACACCUUGGCAGAUGUUCUAGGAAUUUGUACAUUCGGGCUUGUGAGCACCUACCCGUGUGGUUAAGCAAAGGUGUUGUCAAAACUGUUAACAGCUCCAUCUUACACCAUUUAGUCCAAACAGGACAUACAGCCAACAUGGAGCAAUCUUUUGCAAUAGUCUAUCGUGUCAACAGCAGUCUACCUAAUUCCGUCAGACUGCGAAUCCUACAGACGGCUGAAGCAAUUGCUAUUUGGAUCGAAAAGCCAGAGCUUUGUAUCCAAAAGAAGUAUGUUCAGCCACUCCUUUUACCCUGGUCAACUAGCUAAUAAUCAAUCUUAUAAUGUGGUGACGUAAUCUGAUUAAUGUUCAUUUUAUGUCCCAAACUUAUUAUUAUUAUUAUUACUAUUACUAUUAUUGUCUUUACAUUUGAUAACCCCUUUUUGAGGAAUUUAUUCAAUAUCCACCCCUGAAUCUACUAUAUUUGACCUAAUUAUUUUACAUACUACGCAAUUUCCGAUUUGUAAUCACAAUAUUCUCUCUCUCUCUUUCUUACCCAUGUUGACCAUAUUUAUUCUGACAAUUUAUCUCACAACUUCAUUUCGCUUAUAAACUGGUUCAAGUUAACACUUCAUAUUAGUCAGCCCCAACAUUGACGAUUUUAUUUUAUAUAACAAACAAUUCCUGAUUCAUAUAUUACAAUUUCCAAAUGAUGUAUUUUGCCUUAAAUCUAACCAAUUUUAUGGAUUAUUAAUCUGGUUUUUCAAAAACUAAUUUGAUAUGGCAAACUAUUAACAUUUCUGUUCAUACAGAUAAUCUUUGAGUUUACAGUUCAAUUAAAUUGACCAACUUAUCAUUUAGGAUUUCGUCUGUUGAAUAAGAUUUGUAAUAUUUAGUUGUAAUUUACUUGAAAGAAGAAUCUUACUUAGCUGGUUCGGGAAUAUGUGAUUUGACAAACAAGAUUUAUAGAAGUGCAGUUUCACUCGUUCCAAUUUAAUUGUGCACUUGAGGUUAACUCGUUCAUAUAACCUUCUAAUAACUUGUGUAGACUCUUUUCAGAAAUUUAAAACAGUCCCUUUGGUAAAUUUUGAUAGUGCAACGAGAAGGCGAAAGUUAUCAUUGCGAAACAUUUGGUUGAGACUGUUCAUAAAGUUGAUAACAAGUCAGCAUUUGUAGUGUUGUACAAAAGCCUUCAGGGGUGUAUACUAAGGUUUAUUGAAGCCUUGGCUAUGCGGAGACUGAUAGUCCUUAUGGUAUUUCAGGAAAAGAUUUGCGUGUUAAGUUUCAGAUUACUUUGUUUUUUUGUUUGCUUGGGUUAUAUGGAUUAGGACUACUUGGUUUGUUUCAUUUUUAUGCUCAUAUGUUUAGACGCUUUUUAAUCUCAGCAGGUUUAUCUUGGUUCUCCUCCCAACAUUGAAUACAAAACAGUUAGUAUACUCUUAUCUACUUAUUCCAAAUGUCUUAUACAACGAUUCCUGUUCUGCUUCACAACAACAGUACAAAAUUUCGGAUUGUGUAACCUACUUGAUCAUACAAUAGAAAACUUAAUGUGUUUGAAAAUGUUAACAAAUAAUUGGUCAUCAUUAUCUUCAUAGCAUCAUGUGUAUUUGCUUAAAUUGUUAGUGUGAAUACUAUGAAUUAGGUUCAACGUUGUUUUCUGACAAAGAUUAAACAUUUAGAAAGCACUUAUUGCGAGUUUGGUGUUAUUCUAUUGCCAGCCAGUGUGAAAAUUCGCUACAUAUUUCAUGAAAAAUCUCAUAGCAGUUUAUCACUCAGUGAUCAAGGAAAGUAGCGCUGAAAGUGAAUAUUAUAUACGUCUUUUAAUCAACCAACAUGAUCGUUUCGAAUCUUUGGUGUUGUAAGUUACAAUUGUCGUCAAAUUCAUAAUUUUACUUUGCAUUAUAUUUUUUCUCCUUCCCCAAUUAGCUUCUACAAAUCCAUUCACUGUUGGUUCGAAAUCUGUAACUGGUGCAGCUUGUAAUCCAUUUAUACCUAAUCAGUCAUUGAAACCAUCACUGAAUCAAUUGGCACCAGCACCGGCACCUCUGUCAGGUCCAAUUUAUCAUAACACAAUGAAUAAUCCAAUGUUCUAUCAAGUUCGACCAUAUUAUCCUGCUAGUGGUUCGGUCGCAACAGUACAACCCAAUUAUAUGGUGCCGAUCAAUACUGCAAGUGCAUGGUCCGUUAUUGAUGGCUCUGGAAAUAAUAUGAUGCAUCAACAACAGACAAGUAGUUUAAAUCCAUUUUAUUAAAGAUGAUAAUCAUGAUUAUGCAACUGUGACUGUUAUUUCCAUUGUAGUAUCGCAUCACCACUGGAACUACUACUACUUUUGUUUGUGUUCAAAUACUGGUUGCUUAUUCCUUCAUUGUCUCUUUCGGGUUGAUUUUUUAAGAAAAGAAAACAGUUAUUGAUCUCUAUUGCCUUCAUUUUUCUUUUAAAAUGCUAACCCCAAAGUAUCAUUGUCGUUUGACAGUUGUGCUGUUCUGUACAACAUAUACAGUACCAAUUCUUAUUGCACUCAAUCUUUCUACACUUAUUAGCUUUGAUUUUCUUCGCCUUUCUCCCUUCUAAAGACAAUCGAUUCAUAGCGUUUACUACAUAUUCUUUGUCUUGUCAAGAAUUAAGCUAUCAGGGAUCUCUCAACUCUUCCUAUUUGCAGUGUGUGAUUAUUGGCUACCAUCAACAUUUAAAUCUUGCGUAUUUAGGAUCACUGUGCUUAUGCAAAGUUUUUUAUGUGUUUUAUUCCGUUUUUUCUUCUGAAAACGAUUACACUGCUGAUGUCGUUACUAUUUUGAGCCUAUUACAACACCUACUACUAUCAGUGUUAUCAAGUUAUUAUGAAAUAAAUUAUUCUCCUUAUCUUUUCUUGUGAAAAAGAAUAGUUCUGCUCCCAUUGAGAUACAUUUUGCCGACACAGCCCCCUCCUUGAUAUCAGUAUAACACGCUUACAUAUAUUAAAAAAGAAACAUAAUUCAUUUAGUGAUAGUAAUGUACAUCGUAUUUUUUCGGAAAGAGUAAGUUCAUUCAAAGACAAGUAAUUCUACGAAUGUUACUGAACCACCAGUUGAAUGUUAAAUAAAAUUGUGAAAUGCCAUUCAAUUACCAAUAUAUAUAUAUAUAUAUAUAUAUAUAUAUAUAUAUAUAUAUAUAUAUAGCAGUUCGCUCUAUGUUUAUUUGUACUAUUAUUUCCUCUACUGAUAUUUUCACUUGAAUUCUCAUUCUUGUUUCUGCGUUCUUUUUCUAAAUCACAAUAAAUGACUGGUUCAAAAUGUUAAUUAUUUGUGUCACAACAACAACUACUACUAAUAUUGAUAAUCAUGUAUUGAUUUAUUGACUGAUCAAUAAUUUCAUCUGAUUUUUUUAUUAUCAUUGUUUACAUCCUUACUAAUCCUUUUACAAUUAAACGCAGUCAAACUAUUUUCUGUUUGACUGUACACAUUGUGUGGGAAAAAUACUUGUACUUUAUUUCUUUAUCGAUCAACAGUGAUUUGCUUGUUAUUACCUACCAUAUAUAUUUGUGAUUACGGAUGCAAUUAUACCUGUUCCAUGCAUACCUACAUGUUACUACUGAUGUUUAAUAAUAAUGAUAAUCGUUCGAUUGUUAACUAGUUUGUGCAAACAUU